AUGGACGGGAUUGAAGAACAAUCUUCGAGCACCCAGUCUUCUCAACAGCACUUCGAACAUACCAGCAACAUCCGCCGUUCCUCUCGGCUCUCUAUCAGCACUACCGCUGCCGAUCUUCAAUCCGCCCAGUCAGCCCCUCCCGGUGCCAAGGGCAAGAAGAAGGUUACCAUUGACCAAUCGUCCUCGGGCUCCAAAAGCCGAGAUCCUCCCGCUACUGCCUCUCACUCAUCUACCGCUUCCGGCGCCAGCCAGAAUCUAGACCCCAAAGGAAAAAAACGUGCUACUAGCUCAACCGCCUCGCUUUCGACAGACAUCCCGCCACCUGCCGCAAAGAAAUCCAAGCGCAACUCGGUGUCUUCCGUCGGCUCUUCCUCCUCCAAGCGAUACGAUCUAAGGACAAAGUCCGAGGCACAAUCAGCCGAGUCUUCUACUGCAAAAGGUACAGGAAAGGGCAAGAAGAUGGCUCCAAAGACAAACCCCAAAAAGGCCGGUGCAUCGAAUGACAGAUCCAAGAAGGGUGACACUUCCGCCCGACACUUGAUUGGUGUCGACUACGACGAAGACGACUCCAUGUGGGUGGACGAGGACCCUGAAGAGGGAGACGCGACCAUGGACGAUGAGGAGAUGAUGAGGGAUGACUAUGACCACGAUGAUGACGAAGAUGAUGAUGAAGACGACGAUGAGGAGAACGAGGGAGGGGGGAUCAACUUUGACGAAGCGACAGCAGCCCUGUUCGGUCCCGGCUUCCGAGUCUUUGGCGGAGGUGCCAUCGGCGGUGGUCUGUCCAAGCGACUCCAACGACUGAAGAAGAAACUUCGCUCAAAGAAGAUUGCAACUCGCCUUGCUUCGCUCCGAGAGUGCAGCGAACUCCUUUUGGUCAGCAACGAAGACACCCUUGGCGGCGUCUUCUCUCCAGGGGGCUUUGCGGCCGAAUUCAUCGCUAUUCUCAAGGGCGAACCGAAUGUCGAAGAAGGCGAGAGCGAUGAGGAAGAGUCAAACUACGACGAGAUGGACGAGGACGCUCAGCUUGCUGCCGCUCUUGCUCUCAGCUCGGGUGGCGAGGCCCCUGAGGCUGGUCUUGGCGGUGAAGAGGAUGAGCUAGAGUGUCAGCUUGUUGCUUGCAGAUGCUUGGCGCAUAUGAUGGAGGCUUUACAUGGGUGCGGGCAUACACUGGUACAUCAUGGUGCCGUACCCGUGCUCUGCUCCAAGUUGCAAGAGAUAUCUUACAUUGAGCUGGCUGAGCAAACACUUAGUACCCUCGAAAAGAUCUCCGCCGAGUACCCCUCCGCCAUCGUCCGCCAAAAUGGCCUCGGUGCCCUCCUCAAUUUCCUCCCCUUCUUUUCCACCAACGUUCAGCGGACUGCCGUUACCGCCGCCGCCAACUGCUGUCGUAACAUCUCCCCAGAACAUUAUGACAAGAUCAAAGCGGUCUUCCCCACUCUUCGAGACACCCUGAGCUCGGGCGAACCGCGUUUGGUGGAGCAGGCCACUUUAGCCAUCCUCCGUACGAUUGAGUCUUACCGACACAAUUCUGGGCAUCUGGAAGGUCUUUUAGACCAUGACACCAUGGCUGCUGUCAACAUCCUUCUUAUGCCAUCCGCCGGUUCUCCCCUCAUUACGCCUCCCACCUACACUCAUCUACUCAAGUCGCUCACUACCUCUGCUCGGGGAUCUGCCAGGGUCGCAAUCGGAUUGCUGGAAGCUGGGAUGACCAGCACCAUCUAUCAAAUCCUCACCGGAGUCUUGCCUCCAUCCCACGACGAAGACGAGCAAGGCGGAUCCUCUGGUGGUCAAGGCCUUGCUGGCGGUGUAGCCGACAUGGCCAUCUUGCAAAACCUUGCGCACAGGCCCAAGGAGCAGGUUGAGGAAGCUUUGGCACUCAUUUGCGAGCUUUUGCCUCCUGUACCCAGAGAUGGCGUCUUUGAUCCGAGAAUGUACAGUGAGAAGAACCUGUACAAGGUCAAGAAGGGUAGAAAGAUUGAGAGCAGCGCCGAUAGGGUUCGAAGGAGCACCAGAGUGGCGGAAGCCGUGUCUGGUUCCAACUCGGCAUCCAACUCUGCCGGUCCCAGCACCCCUGCCGCACCAGGCGAACCUACUUCUGCCACUCCGAUCGGAAACACUGGGGACGUCCUUGCCAACCUGUCCGCCAGUCGGGAGGCUGCCGUUCACAAGGCAAAGAAGGAGCUCGAAGCGCAGAUGCAGCUCCGAUACGAACUGUGCAAAAGCAAUACCGAUUUGAUCAGCAGCUUUAUCAAGACGGUGGUGCCUGUUCUUGUGGAUGUCUAUGCUGCCUCGGUGGUAUUGAGGGUGAGGACCAAGGUUCUGGUUGGACUACUCAAAGCUAUCUCGUUCGCUCCCAAGGACCAACUCCGAGCAACACUUCGAUGUGUGCCCAUGGCAAGCUUCCUCUGUGCCAUCAUCUCGUCCAAAGACAACGACGCAUUUGUGCUUCACGCCCUCCAAAUCGUGGAGCUGCUUGUUAUCAAGCUUCCUGAUGUCUAUCAGGUCUCGUUCUUGAGAGAAGGUGUGGUGUUCGAGAUUGAUCGGCUAGCUCAAGAGGAGAUGAGCAAAGAAAAAGCAGCGAAGCUAGCUGCGGAGAAAGAGACAGUCAACCCAGAGGAGGCCGCCGACGCUGUUCAGCCCAAUCCACUGCUUCUGGCAUCCAACCCCUCCACACCCGCAUCAAAGAAGCAUUCCGCAGCUUUGGACCCCCGAGACUCUAAUAUCGUUCGAGCUCGUAUGCUCAUCGCGAGAAAGGUGUUUGACGCGGGCGGAGAAAACCAGCUCGCCGCUUCCAAGGUGUUGAGUGACAUCAACGGCAUGGUGAAGAAGCUCUGCCUACCCGAAACCACCGAACCCGAGCUGAGAGAAACUCUGAGGUCUAUUGCUUCACAGUUCUCUCGCAUCGACCAAGGCUUAUCCAGCUUUGAGCUUCUUCAAAGCGGACUUGUGGAUGGUAUUUUGGAAUUUGUGGAGAUUACUGGUGAAGUGUCAUCUGCCGAUAGAAGAGCAAUGUUUUUCGAGAUAUUCUCCAACACCAGUGUUUCUUCACCUAAUCCCCUCACCAUCCUUGUCAAGCGACUCCACGAGUCGCUCGGUAGGCUGGAGAAUUUCGAGGUUGAGACUGCCUUCGGCGGCGGUGCCGAUCCCAUGCGACCAUCUAGCUCUGGUGUACACCGCACCUUGCGCGUGAGGCUCUGUGCCGAAGGUGACGACAUCCCCAAGAAUGUCAGUCAGCUCGUUAUCACCAUACAAGCUAUAGCCUCAGUCAAGGCUGUCCACGACUACCUGCGACCAAGGAUUGCGGACGGAAAUUUCGGUGGCGGUGGACUUUCCCAGAUGUUUGCGGCCUAUGCUGCCAACCGCGGUGGGGGCGGAAAUACUAGUGCUUCAAGACUUCUUGACGCUCUUAUGGGAGCUAGCAGGGCUGGCAGUGCCGCUGCAGGUGGUCCACGAUCUCUCGAGCAACCCCCCUCCGGCUCCCCCAAUCAAGCAACCGGCUCUGGCUUGAAGCUUCCCGAGAGAAGACGCAGCGCUCGACUGAAUCCUUCUUCCACUACAGAGGAAUCUGACGCUGGGGGUUCUGCCCCUGCUGCCGAGGAUAGUGUUGGCGCUGAAGAGGCUGAACACACUUCAACUGCAGCUACUGCCGUGCCGGCGCCUGUUGAGGGUGAGAGAGCAGGGUUGCCGUCACUUCCCAUCGGCAUGGACUUUGGUGAUGACGAUGAGGAUGACUAUUCUGAAGAAGAGUUUGAGGCACCGGUAAGCGCAAAGGAUCUAGUUCGCUUCCUACUCCUGCUAAUCAGCUCAGAUGGUUCACGUGUUGAGGCCAAGACUCCUCAAGGCACCCGUAUUGCCACCCCGCAGCAAAGUGUCCCCGCCUCUGCCUCUGCUGGCCCCGGUCCAUCCACCUCCACCACAAGUCGCGUGACCCCCUCUCGCGCCGCCUCUGGAUCCUACGCGGGCGCUCUUAAAACCGAACCUACCGAUUGGCAUCUCGAAUUCAGCCUCGAUGGCAAGAAACUCGACAUGGAAGACAUCGUCUAUGGCGCGGUAUUCCGAGAGAAACACUUGACCGGUUCCACUUCUACAGCGGACUUUAACACUGCCCCUACUAUUAAAUUCAGAAAGGUCGAAGGACCGGCGCCUGUCAAAGAGACCAAGGACCCUAGUAAUGUGGCCUCAUCUCCUGCGUCUGUUAUGAGCGCCCUUCCCGAGGAGCCUGCCGAGCCUACUACCCCUACGUGGAAGAUCCUCCAUCUCUUAAGGGUCGUCCAUGACCUUUCGGUGGAGGGGCGAGAGAACCUCGGUGAUGUCGAUGGUAUUCUUGUUGAAAACCUCUUUGUCAACAACAAAUUGACUGCCAAGUUGACCCGACAGCUGGAAGAGAUUCUCAUCAUUGCCAGCAAUUGUCUUCCCGAAUGGGCCACGAGUCUGCCCAAGCAUUUCUCCUUCCUUUUCCCCUUCGAUGCUCGUUACAACUUCCUCCAGCUCACCGCUUUCGGCUUCUCCCGACUCCUUCUCAAGGCCCAACAGGCGGGUGGCGGCCGUCAUCGAGAUGACCUUCCUAAUAUCGCCAACUUGCUUCGCCGAAAGGUGCGAAUCUCUCGAACUCAGCUUCUCGAGUCAUGUGCCAAGGUCAUGGAGAUGUACGCCACCUUCCCUGGUACUCUUGAAGUUGAAUACUUUGACGAGAUUGGUACCGGGCUUGGCCCAACACUGGAAUUCUACGCACUUGCUUCCACCGAAUUCGCUAGGCGAAAUCUGAAUAUCUGGAGAGACGAGGAUUCUAGCCUACCUGGUACCUACGUCCAUCACCCUCACGGCCUGUUCCCCUCGCCUCUUGCUGGCUUUGGCGAUGCUGUCGCGCCCAAACUCAGGUGGUUCAAGACACUCGGUCUUUUCAUUGGGCGAUCUAUGCUUGACAGUAGGAUCAUCGAUAUUGGGUUGAGCAAGAUCUUCUUCAAGCUCCUUCUGGGGCGACCGGUGAAGAAGAAUAUCACCACGCUCAAAGCUGUUGACCCUCAGCUGGCUCGAUCCUUGGAGAGGCUUCAAGCAUACUCUUCAGCUCGAAGAGAAAUCGAAGCUCUCCCACUCCCCGCUUCCUCUCGUCGUGCAAAGAUUGCAUCUUUGACUGUCGGUGGCGCCAAACUUGGUGAUCUUGCUCUCGACUUUACUCUACCUGGAUACAACAUUGAGCUAAAGUCUGGUGGCGCCCAUAUCGAGGUCGACGACGGCAGUUUGGAUGAGUAUUUGGAACUUGUCUUGGACUGGACUUUGGGCUCGGGUGUGGCUCAGCAGGUCAAAGCGUUCCAAGAAGGCUUCUCUGGAAUCUUCCCCAUCAAGAGUCUGAAAAUCUUCUCUCUUGAGGAACUCCAAUUGGUCUUUGGUAACGCCGACGAAGAUUGGUCUCGUGAAACUUUGGAGCAAUCCAUCAAGGCCGACCACGGAUACAACUCGGAAAGCAGGGCAGUGCAAAAUUUGAUUGAAGUGAUGACUUCCUACACGAAGGAGCAACGUCGACACUUUUUGCAAUUCAUGACUGGUGCUCCAAAGCUUCCCAUCGGUGGAUUCAGAGGCUUCACUCCACCCUUUACUGUCGUUCGGAAACCCCAUGAGCCGCCCUACAAGGCCGACGAUUAUCUUCCCAGUGUCAUGACUUGUGCUCUGUAUCUCAAGAUGCCCGACUAUUCCACCAAGGAGGUCUUGGCCACUCAAUUUGAUCGAGCCAUGCGAGACGGCAAGGGCUCUUUCCUGCUUUCAUAG
Messenger RNA from Cryptococcus wingfieldii CBS 7118, 5766 nucleotides. RefSeq names its product E3 ubiquitin-protein ligase TRIP12. Lineage: Eukaryota; Fungi; Basidiomycota; Tremellomycetes; Tremellales; Cryptococcaceae. The transcript is spliced from 12 exons. The coding region runs from base 1 to 5766 and encodes 1921 amino acids. Gene Ontology annotation, cellular component: nuclear speck. The record is from RefSeq and is a predicted model, not a curated record. Gene Ontology annotation, molecular function: ubiquitin protein ligase activity. Gene Ontology annotation, biological process: protein polyubiquitination; proteasome-mediated ubiquitin-dependent protein catabolic process.